AAUAAAUCAGGCGUUCGGGGUUAAAAAGUCCCUUGCUCAAUGAAAGGUCAAAGGUCCCAAGUGUCAACUUGUGAAUAGCUGUCCACUGUCCCUGAAAAGGUUAAAAUGACAUUUUUUACAGUGUCCACACUGCACAAAUCAAACAAAAGAUAAGCAAGUGGCACGACUUCUUACGUAAGUGCGUCGCUCGUUAAAAGCACGACGACUCCGUCGUUUCGGGGAAGCCAUGCAGUCUUCGGAGCGGAACGGCCUAGCGAUAGCCUUGAAGAGCUACAGCUCGGCGGUGGCCCGCAUGGAGCGUACGGUUCUCCUGCCCAGCCUGCUGAGAGACGUCCCCGCUGGCAAAGACGGAGACGAGUCGUGCCGGGACCUGUACAGCGACUACCUGAUGCUGAAGGCGGCGAGAUGCAUAGUAGAGAGCGGAGCGCCGCGCCCACGAGCGCACGACAAAGGCGAAGCGGGCGUCCCAGCGGAGGCAGAGAGACUCCUACGCUUCCACUUGAACGGCCUCUUGGCCGCUGUUGAGCAACUCACGCGCAGGAGCCAGAGCUUGACUCACAAGUAUUUGGACAUCAUUGGCGUCUCCCGUUAAAUGUGUACAAAAAAGACACAUUGUUUACGUCAGAGAAUUGCAGUUAUUUGUUACGACUGUCCUCACGGUUUUUGUUUGUGGAAUUAACACUUCGUCAACUUUACGUCUUAGUAAAAGCAACCAUUUACUCCCCUAAAUUGCCUUUGGUCAAUUAAUUCUGCCAUUAUACAGAGCC
Corythoichthys intestinalis (scribbled pipefish) is the source of this 767-nucleotide messenger RNA. It is a transcript of the gene thrsp, whose product is annotated as thyroid hormone responsive. The transcript has a single exon. Gene Ontology annotation, biological process: regulation of lipid biosynthetic process. Gene Ontology annotation, cellular component: cytosol. NCBI's taxonomy places the organism in Eukaryota, Metazoa, Chordata, Actinopteri, Syngnathiformes, Syngnathidae. The record is from RefSeq and is a predicted model, not a curated record. The coding region runs from base 227 to 592 and encodes 121 amino acids.